AGCGUGUUUGUGUGCGGGGCCGAAAGCAUUUCCCAUUCUCCCGCCCUCACUCUUCCUUGUUGCCGGCAAGAUCCACCCACGGGCAUGGCUUCUCUAUAGCGACUGUACUCUCUCGCAACACUGGGAUCGCUGAUGCAGAGUGAAAGCAGGUUUAAAUCUGCUAAUGGGAACAAAUCCAUCAAGACCAAUUGGUUCAAUCACACAUCUGCAUUUGAGGAAUUUUCAUGUCAAGAAAAAUUUCUGAGCUCUGCCUUUUUGUUCUCUUUAUCAACACAAAAACCUCAAUCUGAAAAAGGUGCUGAUGACAUGUUGAUUACAAGGUCAGUUGCUUGUAAAAUUCAAGGAUCUAAGCCUCUGCAAGUACAACAUGUUGAGAAGGCUUGGCAAGAUUUUUGCAACAUGCAGAUGGCAGACAGGAACUACUUAAGGCCUGGUGUAACUUCUGCAAUACAGGACCAUAAUAAAUUUCAUGUAUCUCUGCCACCCUCUCACAUGGUUAAAAAAGUUAAUAAUUCACAAAAGAUUGAACAUUCAUGUCGUGAAAACCGGAGCUCCAAAGUCAUCUAUGAUUCACACUGCGGAUCACAUCCUAGAGAUGAUACACAGAAUUGUGGAAAUUUUAGUAAAAAUGAUGAAGCAUCUUCUGGACCAAGACAACCAUUUGUCACUGAAACAGUGAUGCCACAAACUUCUUCUCAUAUGAUUGUUGAUACCAAUGAAGCUGCGUGUGAUUCUGUUGAUAAUCUUGCCAAUGACAUAUUUUUAGAUGCCCUUGAUGAUGAUGAAUUAUUGCAGAGUAUCGAUGUAGACCAAAUAGUUAUGGAACACUAUCAAGUAACUGGCACACCAGAAGGUUCUGUAUCUAAACAGGCACCUUUCACUCCAGUCUCUAGAAGCUACAUAGGACUCCCUGGUGAAGACGCAUUGCCACUGAAACUCUGUGAGUUAUGUAUUCAUGGCUCCAAGCUAGGUCAGUGCCCAGGAGCUUCAGUUCAUUUGCAGCAGAUGAAAGAUAGGCUCAUUACUGUCUCAACUGAACUUCUUGAUAAUGCUUCUGAGCUUAGUCCUGAACACUGCAAAAAUCUUAAUCAGGAGCGUUUACAUCUCAAAAAUAAGAUUCAGCAUCUUGAGAAAGACCUUUCCCUUUCAAAUCAAGAUGAAGAAAGACAGAGAUCAUCUUUCAUGGCAUCAACAACUACUUCAAGGAAUUUUCAACUUGAGAUUCCCUCAAGUAUGACAGAUCCUGUCAACUUUAACUCCCAGGCUUACAUAAGAAAUGAACCAGGAGAUACUAUGACUUGGAGCUCACCUACUCCAUCCUGUUAUGCAAACCAGUUUGGGACUACACCUGCAGACAGACAAGUAUUUACUCCAAAGCUUCUUGACAUUAAUUACAUUGAAGGAUCUGGAGAUAAAAAAUGGAAAAGUUUAGACUUUCCAUGGACAAAGAAACUUGAGGCUAACAACAGAAAAGUGUUUGGUAAUCACUCAUUUCGCCCCAAUCAAAGAGAGGUGAUCAAUGCUACAAUGAGUGGUUGUGAUGUCUUUGUUUUAAUGCCAACUGGUGGUGGAAAGAGUUUGACAUACCAGCUUCCUGCUCUCAUCAGCUCUGGAGUAACAUUAGUUGUCUCUCCUCUUGUCUCACUCAUUCAAGAUCAAAUUAUGCAUUUAUUACAGGCAAACAUUCCUGCUACUUAUCUUGGUGCCAAUAUUGAAUGGGCUGAACAACAGGAUAUUUUUCGGGAACUGAUGUCUGAUGUUUGCAAAUACAAACUGCUGUAUGUCACUCCAGAAAAAAUUGCAAAGAGUGAUGUUUUGUUAAGACAUCUGGGAUCUUUGCAUUCUAAUGAACGCUUGGCUAGAAUUGUUAUUGAUGAAGCCCAUUGUGUAAGUCAAUGGGGUCAUGAUUUUAGACCGGAUUAUCAGGGUCUUGGCAUUUUGAAGCAGAAGUUUCCAAAUGUUCCAGUACUUGCUUUGACUGCUACUGCAACCGUCAGUGUAAAGGAAGAUGUUGUACAAGCUCUUGGUCUAAUCAAUUGCAUUAUUUUUCGACAGAGUUUUAAUCGCUCAAACUUAUGGUAUUCUGUAAUACCAAAAACAAAAAAGUGUCUAGAGGACAUUCAUAAUUUCAUCAAGGAAAAUCAUUUUGAUGAAUGUGGCAUCGUGUAUUGUCUCUCUAGAAUGGAUUGCGAAAAAGUGGCAGAAAAGCUACAGGGAUAUGGACAUAAAGCAGCAUUUUAUCAUGGUAGCAUGGAUCCUCUUCAAAGAGCUUACAUUCAGAAACAAUGGAGUAAAGAUGAGAUCAAUAUAAUAUGUGCAACUGUGGCAUUUGGAAUGGGUAUUAACAAACCUGAUGUACGUUUUGUUAUCCAUCAUUCUCUCCCAAAAUCCAUUGAAGGUUAUCAUCAGGAAUGUGGACGUGCUGGUAGAGAUGGUCUAAGAUCCUCUUGUGUAUUAUACUACAGCUAUAGUGAUUACAUACGUGUGAAGCACAUGCUUACCCAGGGUGUGAUUGAGCAAAGUCCUUUGACAUCUACAGCAAGACGCAAUUCUUUAGCAAGCAGCGACAGAGUAUUAGAAACAAAUGUUGAGAACCUGCUUCGUAUGGUUUCCUAUUGUGAGAAUGAUGUAGAUUGCAGACGACUAUUACAACUGAUGCAUUUAGGAGAGAAGUUUGACCCAAACAACUGCAAAAGAACCUGUGACAACUGUUCAAAAAUGUUGACCUGGGUUGACAAGGAUGUAACUGAUAUUGCAAUUCAAUUGGUUGAGUUGGUAAUAUCGACAGGAAAACAGUACUCAACAUCUCAUAUUCUUGACGUGUACAGGGGUUCCCUCAGUCAAAAUGUCAAGAAACAUAGACAUGAUAAUUUGAGCCUUCAUGGAGCUGGAAAGCAUCUAGCAAAGGGUGAAGCAUCAAGAAUUAUUCACCAUUUGGUUACUGAAGAUAUUCUUGUGGAGGAUGUCAAGAAGAGUGAUAUUUAUGGAUCCGUGUCUUCUAUUCUGAAGGUAAAUGAGUCUAAGGUCCAAAUGCUUCGUUCUGGAAAACAAAGGGUUGUAUUAAGGUUUCCUGCUUCUGCAAAACCAUCUAAAAUGAGCAAAACUCAAGGGACACCAGCAAAGGGUUCAUUGCUUCAAGAGAUGUUAAACGCCACAGUUGCUGAUGCGGAUGCUCCUUUGCAAAAUGGAGUAGAUUUGAAUCUUUCUGCCAAACUUUAUACUGCUCUACGAAUGCUAAGAACGGCACUUGUAAAAGAAGCUGGUGAAGGGGUCAUGGCAUAUCAUAUAUUUGGAAAUGCCACAUUGCAGCAAAUCAGUAAGAAAUUACCCAGAACUAAAGAUGAACUUCUUGAGAUCACUGGCAUUGGCAAGGCAAAGGUGCACAAGUACGGAGACCGGCUACUGGAAACUAUAGAAUCUGCAAUUGCAGAGUAUCGCAAAACAAGUAGGAAUAGCAGCAGCAGCAGCAAUGAUAAUACUGAUGGAACAAAGAAACGGAGAAGUUCGGGAAGUAGUGACCCACGUAAUAAUGAUGAUUUCUCUGAAAGCACUGUUCAGUCCAAAAAACGACAAGCAAGGCUAGUAAAUGAAGAAAGUGCACCAUCAGCUGCCGCAAGCAAUGGUCGGUGUAUUGAUAUUGAUCUUGACGGUUAUGAGAGUGAGGAGUCAGUGCCUGCAAUGCAGGGGCCUUCUGGUAGAGUUCUGCCAAAAUGGUCAAGGUCAACAAGCAAAAGCAACAGCCCUAGAGGUGACCUUUUCCAGCAAUAUGCAUACAAGAAGUAGAUAAGUUUGUGAGUUUCUCUCGGGCCUUCCUUAUGGCUCAUGGUAAUGUGCAGGAGAUUAAUAGAAGUCAAAUUCUGCUGCUCGAACGUGGAUUCUUAUGCCUUGUUUGGACCGUUUCAUCCUUCAACACGCAAUCUAUAGUCAAGUUAUCUUUGAUAUGGUUGAACCCAAGAUUUGCUCGACUUUAAAUCUGCAGAACAAGGCAUUCUGCAGAACCUGAAGGAACAAUCUCUGCAGUGAUCUUAAUAGUUAUCCUGGCGGUGAAAUGUUGAUGAAAUGCAAUUUGCUCUGCAAUUUUGUAAACUUGCUGUGAAAUUAAACCGUUAUGUUUCAGCAGUUCUAUAUAUCUAAUAUUAGUAUCAUAUUCUGUGAUAUAA
This is a messenger RNA of Zingiber officinale, 4160 nucleotides long. RefSeq names its product ATP-dependent DNA helicase Q-like 4A. Bases 133 to 3783 code for a protein of 1216 amino acids. Gene Ontology annotation, cellular component: cytoplasm; chromosome; nucleus. Gene Ontology annotation, molecular function: four-way junction helicase activity; 3'-5' DNA helicase activity; nucleic acid binding. Gene Ontology annotation, biological process: DNA replication; double-strand break repair via homologous recombination. NCBI's taxonomy places the organism in Eukaryota, Viridiplantae, Streptophyta, Magnoliopsida, Zingiberales, Zingiberaceae. The transcript has 25 exons. The record is from RefSeq and is a predicted model, not a curated record.